UGACAACUGUUUAAGUUGGAAACGCAGAUUUUUUUUUUCUCAGUUUCACAUGGAACAACAAAAAAAGAAAAAACAGAUAGAAAUGGAUAUGAGAAAUUAAUGAAGGAUCCUACUUGUCUCAUUUUACCAGCAUUUGGGACCCAGUUACUUAUAUCAAAGAAAACUGGUUAUACUUUCUAAAUAAAUUAUUAUUUAAUAACUUUAUUGUCAUUUAACAUGAUAUAUUUUUAAUAAUUGCAUUUAUUUCAAUUUUUGUUAUUUCUGAAAUGGACUGUAAACAGUUUCAAAAGCUUCUUUCAAGUUGGGUUAACAUUUUUGAGGGUUAUGAUUUGUUAACUUAACCAACCUUAGUGAUUUAUAGCUUAAAGCCCAUAUUAGUUCAUUAGGGCUGCCAUAACAAGGUACCACAGACUGGGUGGCUUAAACAACAGAACUUGGCCAGGCGCAGUGGCUCAUGCCUGUAGUCCCAGCACUUUGGGAGGCCAAGGCGGAUGGAUCAUGAGGUCAGGAGUUUGAGACCAGCCUGGCCAAUAUGGUGAAACCCAUCUCUACUAAAAAUACAAAAAAAUUUAGCCAGGCAUGGUGGCACGCACCUGUAGUCCUAGCUACUAGGGAGGCUGAGGCAGAAGAAUCACUUGAACUCAGGAGGCAGAGGUUGCAGUAAGCCAAAAUCCCGCCACUGCACUCCAGCCUGGGCAACAAAGCGAGACUCCAUCUAAAAACAAAAAACCCAGAACUUUGUUGUCUCAAGGUUCUGGAGGCUGGAGGUCCCAGCACAAGGUGUUGGCAGGGUUGGUUCCUUCUGAGGGCUGUGGGGAAGAAUCUAUUCAUUCGUCUCCCCUAGCUCCUGAUGGAGUGCUGGCAGUCUUUUGUGAUGGCUUGCAAAAGUAUCAUCCUGAUUUCUGCCUUCAUAUUCACAUGGUGUUCUCCCUGUAUGCCUGUGUCUGAAUUGUCUGAAUUUCCUUUUUUUGAGACAGAGUCUUUCUCUGUCACCCAGGUUGGAGUGCAGUGGCACAAUCUCUGCUCACUGCAACCUCCUUCUGGACUCAAGCAAUUCUCAGCUUCCCAAGUAGCUGGGAUUACAAGUGUGCACCACCAUGCCCAGCUAAUUUUUAUGUUUUUUGUAGAGACAAAACAUACAUGGAGUUUGGCCAUGUUGCCCAGGCUGGUCUCGAACUCCUGGGGUCAAGCAAUCUGACCGCCUCGGCCUCCCAAAGUGCUGGGAUUACAGGCCUGAGCCACUGUGCCCAGCUGAAUUUUCCUUUUUUAUAAGGAAAUCAGUCACUGGACUAGGGCCCACCCUAAUGACCUAAUCUUAAUUAAUUACACUUGCAAUGGCCCUAUUUCCAAAAAAGGUCACAUUCUGAGGUAUUAGGGGUUAGAAGUUCAUUAUAAGAAUUUUGGGAGGGUGCAGUUCAACCCAUAACAAACGUAAUGUCUAUUCCUGUCUUGCCCUUCUUUUCUGUUUUUGAACAUGGAGAAACCCCAUCUCUACUAAAAAUACAAAAUUAGCCGGGCAUGGUGGCAGGCACCUGUAAUCCCAGCUACUCGGGAGGCUGAGGCAGGAGAAUCGCUUAAACCUGGGAGACAGGUUGCGGUGAGCCGAUAUCAUGCCAUUGCACUCCAGCCUGGGCAACAAGAGCAAAAUUCCGUCUCAAAAAAAAAAAAAUUGAAUUUUAACACACUAUAGAAGAAUGGGUUAAAUUGUCACUGAGACUUAUAAGACAGAAAUAGACUUUAAUAGUAUAUCUUUUACUUAGCUUGCUUGCUUGCUUGCUUUUUCUUUUUCUUUCUUUUCUUUCUGUCUCUGUCACCCAGGCUGGAGUGUGGUAGCAUGAUCUUGGCUCACUGCAACCUCCUUCUCCCAGGUUCAAGCAAUUUUCCCACCUCAGCCUCCCAAGUAGCUGGGACUACAGGCAGACGCCACCACACCUGGCUAAUUGUUGUACUUUUAGCAGAGACAGGGUUUCACCAUGUUGCCCAGGCUGAUCUCAAACUCCAGAGCUCAAGUGAUCUGCCAGCCUCAGCCUCCUGAAGUGCUGGGAUUAUAGGUGUGAGCCACCAUGCCCAGCCUCCUUAGCUUUAUAAAAGAAUACAGGACAGAUGAUAAAGCAGUUUAGACACUUUGGAAACUCUGCAAUAUCACCAAAAAGUUCGCUGCGUAGAAAAUCAAGAAGUAAGGACUAUGAUGUAUAUAGUGAUAAUGAUAUCUGCAGUCAGGAAUCAGAAGAUAAUUUUGCCAAAGAGCUUCAACAGUACAUACAAGCCAGAGAAAUGGCAAAUGCUGCUCAACCUGAAGAAUCUACAAAGAAAGAACGAGUAAAAGAUACCCCACAGGCUGCUAAACAAAAAAAUAAAAAUCUUAAAGCUGGUCACAAGAAUGGCAAACAGAAGAAAAUGAAGCGAAAAUGGCCUGGCACUGGAAACAAAGGAUCAAAUGCUUUGCUGAGGAACAGUGGCUCACAGGAAGAGGAUGGUAAACCUAAAGAGAAGCAGCAGCAUUUGAGUCAGGCAUUCAUCAACCAACAUACAGUGGAACGCAAGGGAAAACAAAUUUGUAAAUAUUUUCUUGAAAGGAAAUGUAUUAAGGGAGACCAGUGUAAAUUUGAUCAUGAUGCAGAGAUAGAGAAGAAAAAGGAAAUGUGUAAGUUUUAUGUACAAGGAUAUUGUACCAGAGGUGAAAACUGUCUGUAUUUGCAUAAUGAAUAUCCUUGUAAGUUUUACCAUACAGGAACAAAAUGUUAUCAGGGAGAAUAUUGCAAGUUUUCUCAUGCUCCGCUGACUCCUGAAACACAAGAAUUGUUGGCUAAAGUUUUGGAUACUGAAAAGAAGUCAUGUAAAUAAAACAGACAUAAAAAGGUAGCAAUGUACAGAUAAAGAGUACUUAACGCCCAUGCCUGUUCAAGACUGGUGAUUUGGAGUAGUUUACAAGAUUCCUCAUUCAGAGUGCCCUCUUGUGUGACUGGGGUGAUGUGCAGCUUCCAUAAUGGAUGGGACAGAGAGCUGGGAUCUAAUGUACAAGUGAAGGGCUUGGUCUUCACUGAGACAUUCCAGCCAUUGGAAUAGGAGAGGAGCAUAUAUGGCAGAGAUGAUGGCUGGUGGGUAAAUGUGAUAGUAAAUUGUAGAAACCUCUUCUGAUUGAUUGGAUUUCCUUAAUAAAAUAGGAAGCAAGGUUAGGCUGAGUGAGGGUGGGUGAAGAGGUAGAGGAAGUUUGAGGAGAGAGAACUGCUCAGAAGACAUUGGUAGAUGGACCAUAAAAACAGAGUUAGUUCUCUUUAUGACAUUAAAUAGUUUCACAACAUAUUUUUAACGGUUGUUCACAAUUUCAUUUUAGGGCUUAAAAUAAAUUAUGGUUCUAUGAUUUUUUUAAACCAGUUUCCUAUUGUUAGACAUUUGUUUCAAGUUUCUUACUAUUAUAAAUAAAGUGAAACAAUAUCUCUUACUAUACCAUUUCUAAAUUUAGAGUUCCUAACUUUUCUGUUGUUAAAAUAUAAGAAUAUUUAUCUUUCUCAUUGGUUUAUAAACUGUAGUCAGAUUAUACACUUGUGUGAAUUAGAAACUUUAGGAUUGUGAUGGAUCAUUAACACAAGAUUCAAAUACAGAUGUUCCAAGUACAAAUAAUAAUAAUGAGAUUCUAAAUAUGCAGUUGUAUAUAGUAAUAUUCAUUAUUAUUAGACAAAUACCAUGAAAUGGAAACUUGUCAUUAUAUUGUUUUAUUGCUGGGAAAAGUAUUACCAACUUGCUGGACAUACAGAGUACACCAAAGCUAGUGAUAUUUCUUAGCAAAGUCCUAUUUGAAAAUAGGAAUCAAAGUUAUUUUCAUUGUUAUCUAAUCCUGCUAAAGCAAGAAAGGGAAUUGCAUAUACUCCAAGCAAAGGUUUAUCAGACAAGACCAAAGAAAGCAGGAAACAAGGGUAAAUCCUAGGCCCUCAGAAGCAGGAAACUGAGGAAUGGAGAGCAAGUCAUCUCUCAAUGCCCUUUUGCUGUCUGCCCAGGUUGAUUGGUUCACUUCCCAGCUGUGGCUCAGGAGGAGGGCAAGGCACUUCUUAUUUAAGUCUCAUAAUAACCUUAUAAGGUGGAUAAUGCAAUUCAUUGCAUAGAAAGGGAAUAAAUAGGAAUACUUAAUUUUUUAAUUUUCAUGAGCCUUGUCAAUACUUGUAAUUAAUCUUAUACUACAGUCUAGCAGUUUAUUUCCUAAUAUUACCUCAUGUAUAGUUUGAUACUUAUGAAGUAUAGAUUUUAUAUAUAAAGUUUAUAUAUACGGAAAAAAAACCAAUUCUUAUAUUCCUGAGGCAGUACCCAUCUCACUUGUAAACUUAAAAGACACAGCAGAGAUUUGAGGGACUCAGAAGUCAAAUAGAGUAGGUUAAAAACCUCUUAUUUUUCAAAUAAUUGUUUUAAGAAACAAGCGUACCUGUGUCAGUGAAAUAACGUGUUAAAUCAAGUUAGGAGAGAGAGAUUCUCAUGAAUGUGUCCUGUGUUGUUAAAGCAGCUGCUAGCCUGGGGGUCUCUCCUACCUGUGUUAUGGCAGCACCUCACAGCCAAUCGCUGGCCUCCAUGCUCCCCUUUCCUCUGUACAGUUUGCUCUGGUUCCUCGGAGCAGAUUUCCGAGUAUACUGCUUCAGCCAUGCCCCCACUGUGCCGUUCCCUGAACCAAGAGCCAUUCGUCUCAAGAGCCAUUCGUCCAAAGUUCUCUAUCACCUAGCCAUUGUAGCCCUACCAAGCCAGGCUUCCUACUUCCCUCUGCUCUCCUUGGUUUCCCUCUGUGAAGUAAAUCUCACUGACCCUUGAUGCAGCUCCAAGCAUAUAUAAGAUAUAUAUAUAAUAAAACCAUGGUCUAAAAAAUUCAAACCAGGAGAAAUAAAGCAAGAAAGUUGUAUGAGAAAAAUCUGCACAGAUUUACUUGGCCAUCAUGGUUUUCAUGGCUCUAUUAAAUUUAUCCCUGACCAUCUUUAAAGCCAAAGCACACAGGAUAAAGUGAUCAACUACUUACCUCUCAAUAUCAGAAAGGAGGCAGGAGGCAAAAACCUCUCAAUGAUUUCAUAAAAACAAUUCUUAUAUGGGUGUUCAUUAUGGAAAUCACAGAAUAGAAUGGACAGAAUUCUGAUUUCUAAAAUUCUGUGUGACAGGUUGCAUAUGGGUCUUUUCAUGGUCAGUUACUAAAAGCCACAUAAUAGUAGAACUCAAUUUUUUUUUUUUUUUUUGACAGUCUUGCUUUGUCGCCCAGGCUGGAGUGCAGCGGUGCGAUCUUGGCUCACUGCAACCUCCGCCUCCCGGGUUCAAGCGAUUCUCCUGCCUCAGCCUCCCAAGUAGCUGGGACUACAGGCACAUGCCACCACGCCCGGCUAAUUUUUUGUAUUUUUAGUAGAGACAGGGUUUCACCAUGUUAGCCAGGAUGGUCUUGAUCUCCUGACCUCGUGAUCUGCCCACCUCGGCCUCCCAAAGUGCUGGGAUUACAGGCAUGAGCCACUGCGCCCAGGCAGAACUCAAUUUUUAUCUGUUGGUGAGAUAAUGUAGGUCAAGUAUGUAGCCUUUUGCUGUUUUGACUUGAUCCAAUUGUAGAACUUUAGGAAUUCAGACCUAGAGAUGUUAAAUGACUGUCCCCUGUUUUAAUAGGUUUCCUGACUGUCAGCGUAAUUGUCUCAGUUCACUGACUAGUUUCUUAUAAGCAUAACCACUGGGGGGUCACAUGCAAGGAUUUCUUCAGGCCGGGUGCAGUGGCUCACACCUUUAAUCUCGGCACUUUGGGAGGCCAAGUCAGGAGGAUCACUUGAGUCCAGGAGUUUCAGACCAGCCUUGGCAACAUAGCAAGAUCUCAUCUUUACAAAAAGUUUUAAAAUUAGCCAGGCAUGGAGGUGCACACCUUGAGUCUCAGCUACUUAGGAGUCUGAGGCAGGAGGAUCACUUGAGCCCAUGAAUUCAAGGUUGCAGUGAGUUCUGUUUGUGCCACUGCACUCCAGCCUGGGCGACAGAGCCUUGUCUCUUUAAAACAAAAAAGGAAUUUCUUCUGAGUUGUGCUUGCUGAAGCCAAAAUACUAGGUGAUUUGGUGAUGUACCUAAUGAGCAUGGGGCUCCUCCUGCCAAUUAGAAGCACAGACAUCACAUUUGGAGUUUGGCGAGAUCAGAAUAUCUUAGGUUGAGCAGAACGCUAGGAUUGUGUCUAUGCAUUUUAAAUCUAUUUUUAAUCUCUAUCACAAUCUUAUAAUAGGGAUUAUGACACCAGAAUGGAGGCAGCUGCCUUAAGAUUUCAAGGGGUGCUAGCUGAAGAUAACAGAGAGGAAAGUUGGGAAGAGGCUGGAUCCUUGAUAACAGCUGAGCCAUGGACUUAACCAGUCUUAGAGGAGAGAUACCCCACCUUCAGAUUUCAUGUCAUACCACCUGAAAUGAUAUCUUUUCAUUAUUGCUGAAGCCAUUUUGAUUUGGGUUGUCUACUAUGCUACCUGCAGCCAAAGGGAAACUAAUAAAUGUGAACCAAGAAGCAAACCUACAUUCUUCUUCCCAAAGUCCGUGUUUCUCCCCCUCACCAACCUCUUCAUCAAAAACUACGUUCAUUGUAUUCUGCUCCUGCAAAAAGCUCACAUUAAGAAACAGGUUUAGGGAAGUGUUAUACACUGAAUGUAUGCAUCCCCCAAAAUUCAUGUGUUGAAAUCCUAACUCCUAGGACUUACUAUUAGGAGGUAGGGCCUUUGGGAGGUGAUUGGGUUUUGAGGGUGGAGCCCCUCAUGAAUGGGAUUAGUGCCCUUAUAAAAGAGGCCCUGGGAAGCUGACUCCCUUUUCCACCAUGUGAGGACACAGCGAGAAAAUGGCUGUCUACAAAGCAGGAUGCAGGCCCUCACCGGACACUGAAUCUACCAGCACCUUGACCUUGACCUCCCCCAGUCUCCAGAACUGUGAAGAAUAAGUGUUGUUUAAGCCACCUAGUCUAUGGUAUUUUUGUUAUAAUAGCCCAAAUGGACUAAGAAAUGAAGAGAAUUAAGAUGGGGAGGGCUAUUUUCAUAGCAAGGAGCAGAAAACUAGGAAGAAUAGAUAUAUUUAGAAGGGUUAAAAAGAAAGGGGAGAAUGUAUAUGUUUGGAUAGGAAGGGACAAGAUGCCCAAGUCAUCUUAAAAGUGCUGUUGAUUCCUGUGAAAUUUGUAACACUCAUUUCCAUUAUUUAAAAAUAAACUAAGAAAUUCAAACUUGUCUUGGAGGCAUGAAAAAAACAAAAAAGACAUGUUUUUAGUUACUGUAUGUUAUUCUGAGCUACACAUUAUUUAACAUCUCUGAAACUGGAAUAUAUUUUACAAUUGAUAGACUCACAUUUUAAUUAGCAGGUUAUUGUUUUCUUAGUGGUACAUAAGAAAUGGUGAAUCUUAUUCAGUGGCAUUUAGGUUCUAUUAAAUACAAUUUUUAACUGAAGUUGUACAUAGUUAAAUAAAAGUUUACUGUGAAAUAAA
Messenger RNA from Symphalangus syndactylus (siamang), 7435 nucleotides. RefSeq names its product zinc finger CCCH-type containing 8 (gene ZC3H8). The record is from RefSeq and is a predicted model, not a curated record. Gene Ontology annotation, biological process: negative regulation of DNA-templated transcription. Gene Ontology annotation, molecular function: metal ion binding; RNA binding. Gene Ontology annotation, cellular component: nucleus. NCBI's taxonomy places the organism in Eukaryota, Metazoa, Chordata, Mammalia, Primates, Hylobatidae.